AUCUUGCAUGUGGACCGUCUAGUACCGCCGGACGGAGUCGCACCAGGGUUCGUGCCACUGCAGGGGGAACAAAACUGGCAAAAAUGGAUUUCUAACAACGUUUCUCUUUUAUGUCCUUUACCCAACCGACGUCAUCCUCAAUGUCUCUCACAAAUUUGAACUAACAAAAUGAGGAUUUCUUGUAAUCAGCUUUUAUUGCUAUUCUCUUGCGUUUGGGGACUCACUAUGGGUGCUUUUCCGAGCAGCGUUCAAAUCGGCGGCCUGUUCAUCAGGAACACAGAUCAGGAGUACACGGCCUUUCGGUUGGCCAUUUUUCUUCACAACACAAGCCCUAAUGCAUCCGAAGCCCCUUUUAACUUGGUACCCCAUGUGGACAACAUUGAGACGGCCAACAGCUUCGCCGUGACCAAUGCCUUCUGUUCCCAGUACUCACGGGGCGUCUUCGCCAUUUUCGGCCUGUACGACAAGAGGUCGGUUCACACGCUAACAUCAUUCUGCGGCGCGCUGCACAUCUCCCUCAUCACACCCAGUUUCCCCACCGAGGGCGAGAGCCAGUUCGUCUUACAGCUGCGGCCCUCCAUACGAGGGGCCCUGCUCAGCCUGCUGGACCACUAUGACUGGAAUCGCUUUGUCUUUCUCUACGACACCGACAGGGGGUAUUCCAUACUGCAGGCCAUCAUGGAAAAGGCAGGCCAGAAUGGUUGGCAGGUCAGCGCCAUAUGUGUGGAGAACUUUAAUGAUGCCAGUUACCGGCAACUUCUGGAAGACCUGGACCGAAGGCAGGAAAAGACGUUUGUCAUAGACCUGGAGGCAGAGAGACUGAACAACAUGCUGGAACAGAUUGUGAGUGUCGGCAAGCAUGUCAAAGGCUACCAUUACAUCAUGGCAAAUUUGGGUUUUAAGGACAUCAAUCUGGAGCGUUUCAUGCAUGGGGGAGCCAAUGUGACAGGCUUUCAGCUGGUGGACUUCAGCAAUCCCAUGGUUAUUAAACUCAUGCAGCGCUGGAACAAGCUGGACCAGCGCGAGUACCCCGGCUCUGACGCACCUCCCAAGUACACUUCAGCUCUGACGUAUGACGGGGUCAUGGUGAUGGCAGAGGCCUUCAGGAACCUCCGCAGGCAGAAGGUGGACAUCUCUCGCAGAGGCAUCGCUGGAGACUGUCUGGCCAACCCCGCUGCCCCCUGGAACCAGGGCAUCGACAUGGAGCGCACGCUCAAACAGGUGCACCUCCAAGGAUUAACAGGAAAUGUCCAAUUUGACCACUACGGCCGCAGAGUCAACUACACUAUGGAUGUUUUUGAAUUAAAAAGUAACGGCCCCAGAAGGAUCGGAUACUGGAACGAUGCUGAUAAACUGGUUCUGACCCAGGAUCACGCCUUGCUUCCCAACGAAACGUCUGGCAUGGAGAAUCGAACCGUAAUUGUGACGACUAUCAUGGAAGGGCCGUAUGUAAUGCUGAAGAAAAACUGGGAAAUGUACGAGGGGAAUGAGCAAUAUGAGGGAUACUGUGUGGAUUUGGCAUCUGAAAUUGCCAAACACAUCGGUUUCAAGUAUAAGAUCUCCAUCGUGCCUGAUGGAAAGUACGGAGCUCGAGACCCAGAGACUAAGAUCUGGAACGGGAUGGUCGGGGAGCUGGUGUACGGGAAAGCGGAAAUCGCUGUGGCCCCAUUGACUAUAACUUUGGUCCGGGAGGAGGUUAUUGACUUCUCGAAACCCUUCAUGAGCUUGGGCAUCUCCAUCAUGAUCAAGAAGCCUCAAAAGUCCAAGCCGGGUGUCUUCUCCUUCCUGGACCCACUGGCCUACGAGAUCUGGAUGUGCAUCGUGUUCGCCUAUAUAGGCGUGAGCGUGGUGCUCUUCCUGGUCAGCCGCUUCAGCCCGUAUGAGUGGCACACCGAGGAGCCCGAAGAGGGCACUGACGGUCUGCCCAGCGACCAGCCCCCCAAUGAGUUCGGGAUCUUCAACAGUCUCUGGUUCUCACUCGGUGCCUUCAUGCAGCAGGGGUGCGACAUCUCGCCCAGGUCUCUAUCUGGCCGUAUCGUGGGUGGAGUGUGGUGGUUCUUCACCCUCAUCAUCAUCUCCUCCUACACUGCAAACCUGGCAGCUUUCCUGACUGUGGAGAGGAUGGUGUCGCCCAUCGAAAGUGCUGAGGAUCUGGCCAAGCAGACAGACAUCGCGUACGGCACUCUUGACUCAGGCUCCACCAAAGAGUUCUUCAGGAGGUCGAAGAUCGCCGUGUAUGAGAAGAUGUGGAGCUACAUGAAGUCAGCAGAGCCCACAGUGUUCACCAAAACCACUGCAGAGGGAGUCGCACGGGUCAGAAAAUCCAAAGGGAAAUACGCCUUCCUCCUGGAGUCCACCAUGAAUGAAUACACAGAGCAGCGCAAACCAUGUGACACCAUGAAAGUCGGAGGAAACCUGGACUCCAAAGGCUACGGGGUGGCGACGCCAAAGGGCUCACAGUUAAGAAGUGCAGUUAACCUGGCAGUUUUAAAACUGAAUGAACAAGGCCUGUUGGACAAAUUGAAAAACAAGUGGUGGUACGACAAAGGAGAGUGUGGCAGCGGAGGAGGUGGUGAGAAGGACAAGAGCUCACAGGCCCUCAGCCUCAGUAAUGUGGCUGGGGUCUUCUACAUUCUGGUCGGGGGCCUGGGCCUGGCCAUGCUGGUGGCCCUCAUCGAGUUCUGCUACAAGUCCCGAAACGAGGCCAAGAGAAUGAAGCUCACCUUCACCGAAGCCAUGCGGAACAAGGCGCGCCUGUCCAUUACGGGGAGCGUGGGUGAGAACGGACGCGUCCUGACUCCUGAUUGCCCAAAGGCUGUUCAUUCCGGCCCCUCGCUGCGGCAGAGCUCCGGACUGGCUCUGGUGUCAUCCGACUUACCGUGAAAACCAAAAACAUUAAAGUGCCUUAAACUCCACAAGACCGCAAAACAGACAUCAGAACACCGACCCUACAGCAAUGACGCCAUCAAGCUGAGCAAUUGUGCUGACAAGGUAGUUUUCGAAAGGAACCAAGACCCCUGGUGGCUUCACACUCUGGGGAGAAGAUAUUACACUGUUAGGACGAUAUGGUUAUCGCGCUGACUUUUGAUUCCAUCAUGUACAUUUAAAGAACUUGUGAUGCCUCUGAGGGUGAAGCGGGUGCCACAAAAACGCAAAUUCAACUGAAUCUUGGUAAAUGUUGGGUGGAAAAAAAGAUC
Danio rerio (zebrafish) is the source of this 3197-nucleotide messenger RNA. RefSeq names its product glutamate receptor, ionotropic, AMPA 4b (gene gria4b). Gene Ontology annotation, biological process: monoatomic ion transport; monoatomic ion transmembrane transport; ionotropic glutamate receptor signaling pathway. The record is from RefSeq and is marked validated. Lineage: Eukaryota; Metazoa; Chordata; Actinopteri; Cypriniformes; Danionidae. Gene Ontology annotation, molecular function: signaling receptor activity; transmitter-gated monoatomic ion channel activity; ligand-gated monoatomic ion channel activity. Gene Ontology annotation, cellular component: postsynaptic membrane; membrane.